UUCCGGUGAUACCGAGGACCGAGGAAAUGAAAAUAGUCGACCUGAGAAGGACCCAAAAUGUUCGAGGCGAGAGGAAUCCCCUUCGUGCUGCUCGACAUAACAUGUCUCAUCCUGGGGAGGCGAACUUUAAGAACUUCACCCUCCUGCAGCUGGACGAGGAGUUUUCUCGCGGACGGGGCCUAGACGUCGGGGCUCGAGCCUGGAAAGGAGGAAACGUUCUGCUCUUCUUCUGCGACGUCGACAUCUACUUCACCGCCGACUUCCUGAACUCCUGCAGACUCAACACGCAGCCUGUUCCGUUGCUUCUUCUCCAGGGUGCGGACGGGUUAUUGUGUUUUUGCACCAUUUGCUGACAUUUUUCUGAUCGGAAAUAAACUCCACCCCCACCCACCUUACUGCCGCUGUUCGUACCCGGAGAAGAGGCUUCAUUUGCGGCAGAGACAGACAGGAGGCAACAUGUUCGAGGCGAGAGGAAUCCCCUUCGUGCUGCUCGACAUAACAUGUCUCAUCCUGGGGGGUCUGCCUCUGGCGGCCUUUAACCUGGGUAAAGUGGUCCCCUACCAGAGGGGCUUUUUCUGUACCGACGACAGCCUCAGAUACCCGUUCCACUCGAGCACGGUCACGUCCACCGUGCUCUACACCGUGGGCCUCACGCUGCCCAUUAGCUGCAUGGUUAUUGGCGAGUGUCUUCUAGUUUAUCUGGAGCGCCUCAAGUCCAAGUCUUCUUACGGCAGCUACGUGUCAUGUGUUUACAAAGCCGUCGGUACCUUCCUGUUUGGCGCCGCUAUGAGUCAGUCUCUGACGGACAUCGCCAAAUACUCCAUCGGUCGCCUCAGGCCGCACUUCCUCGAUGUCUGCAGACCGGACUGGAACUCCAUCAACUGCUCAGUGGGCGAUUACAUCGAGACGUUCACCUGCCAAGGGGACGCCAAGAUGGUCAACCAGGGCAGGCUUUCUUUCUACUCCGGCCACUCCUCUUUCUCCAUGUACUGCAUGCUGUUCCUCGCUCUCUACCUGCAGGCUCGUCUCCAGGUUGAAUGGGCGCGGCUGCUCCGACCCACAAUGCAGUUCUUCCUGAUCGCCGCCUCGGUUUUCACCGGCCUAUCGAGGGUGUCGGAUUACAAACAUCACUGGAGCGACGUGUUGACCGGUCUGCUGCAGGGCGCCAUUAUGGCUCUGCUGGUGGUGUUCUGCGUGUCGGACUUCUUCAAGCCUCCCGUCGCCCCCCGUAGAGAGGAGGAUAACCCCCACACCACGCUGCAGGAAACGACCAAUGGAAACCACUGUGAGAGUCCCAACUAAGCAUCACCUGGAGGGGGAGGAGCUUCUGUCCAAAACGCACACCCAGGACCCCUUGCCUUUCAUUUCAUGCUCAACCUUUUCUCCGUUACCCUGCAAGCUGUGCAUCCCAGAAGAAACGUGCGGAAGGUUUUAAGACUUUUUUAAAUCACCUGGAAGAAGGAAAGUGCCGACUACCUGCGAAGCCUCGUAGAUCGACACGUGUGUUUUAGAGAUUGUGCAAAGACAUGUUUAUCUACUGAGCAGGAAGAAGGAUCCACUGCAGGGCCGACCACUGAGGGGAACCUGUGAAUGUACCUGUGCUUUUUACUUGAUUAAGAGCUUUUGGACGUACUGUACUAUGACGUUUAAAUUUACAUUUAAAUUUAUUUUUCGACAUACUAAAACCAUGACUUUUUUCCUCGACAUUUAUGACGUGUUUUCAGAUAUUCAACAUACCAAACAUUGACUUUUUUAGACAUACUAAACAUUGACUUUUAGCAAAUUUUUUCAGAUUUACGACACACUAAAUAAUGACGUUUUUUCACAUUGACAUACUAGCCAUUUACUUUUUUAUGAUUUUUAACACACUAAACAUUGACUUUUUACUCAACAUUUGUCAUUUCAGAUUUUCUACAUACUAACCAUAGACUUUUUUACUCAUUUUCAACAGACUAAAACAUUGAAGUUUCUUUUUUUUUAUCUCAACAUACGAUACUUUGACUGUUCAGAUUUUGCGACAUACUAUGACGUUAUCUUCCCGACAUACUAUAUGUAAAGACUUUAAAGAUCAGCUGUUAGUUGGAGUGCCUUUCGCUCCGGUGUUAAGUAAAGGGCUAAUCAAAGGAGGUUUGCUUCUUAAAGCUGAUCCUAAAACUCAACUCCAGAUAACUCAAAUGAAGCUUUACUCGUAUUACAUUUGGUUUAAGAGUUGAGUCCCGUGUUGCCUUCGCUGUCGCUGCUGCGUAUCUAUGUAGAUCUAAUAUAAUAUACUUUUGUAUGUAAAGAAAAACAACCAAUCACCAUACAGACUUUUAUUGAAAAGAAAUAUGUACAAAUGUCUAAAAGGAGAAUCAAAGCCAUUUCACUUGUUAUCAUGAACAGAUGUAUUGUUAAAGAAAGCAUGACUUUUGGUUUACCUCCCCAGGCAGAUAUAUCAAUAUAAUGUUGUAUUAUGAACCACUAAUAAACGCAUGAAUGCUCCUGAA
Messenger RNA from Trematomus bernacchii (emerald rockcod), 2486 nucleotides. It is a transcript of the gene plpp1a, whose product is annotated as phospholipid phosphatase 1a. The record is from RefSeq and is a predicted model, not a curated record. Gene Ontology annotation, biological process: phospholipid dephosphorylation; phospholipid metabolic process; signal transduction. The coding region runs from base 457 to 1302 and encodes 281 amino acids. Lineage: Eukaryota; Metazoa; Chordata; Actinopteri; Perciformes; Nototheniidae. Gene Ontology annotation, molecular function: phosphatidate phosphatase activity. The transcript has 8 exons.